AUAAAAAAAAUAACAAGAUGUCGGAAACAGACAAGUUCCUAGCCCCUUUCCCUCCGCCGCCCAAGAAUGUGAAUGGUUCCAGCUCGGACACGUACCUUGGUGAGAAUUUGGGGACCGACGGUGUCCGCCGACGCCGCCACACCAUGGACCGCGACCCCAAACAGGCCGAACAUCGCUUCUUCCGGCGCAGCGUCAUCUGUGACUCGAACGCCACCGCCUUAGACCUCCCCAGCAAGGCCGUCAUCCUCACCUCCCCGCCCGACUGCGAGCCCCCCAGCCUGGGCUGGCUCUCCCUGGCUGUCCCCUCUGUGGUGGUACCCGAGCCGUGCCUGGCGGUGGCCGAGGUGGAAGCAGAUGAGGAAGGAGGGGAUGGGCCUUGUAGUGCGGUAUUAGGGCCCAGUGUUGGUGGCGGUACUAGAGUGGGUGGUACGGUAGUGCAGAUAAAGCCAUGCACGGCAGUAUUGGAUGUUUGCGGCGGAGAGAAAGGAAAGAAGCUGUCGUCGUUAGCCGCUGCAGAGGCUCCUGGAAUGGAGGAGGUGGCGCCCAGUAAAGCGGGAGAGCCCGCGGAGGAGGAGAGCGGUAGUGUUACAGAGGAGAUGCGAGAGGAGAAGGAGAAGGGGGCGGCUAAGGCCCUGUUAGAGGAGCAGAAGAGGGAAGCAGAGAAAAAGGUUCAGGACGACAUAGAGGAAGUAGAGACCAAGGCCAUAGGGACCUCGCUGGAUGGACGCUUCCUGAAGUUUGACAUUGAGAUCGGACGCGGAUCCUUCAAGACGGUCUACAAGGGCCUGGAUACGGAGACUACAGUGGAGGUGGCGUGGUGCGAACUGCAGGAUCGUAAGCUGUCUAAGACGGAGCGUCAGAGGUUCAAGGAGGAGGCUGAGAUGCUGAAGGGUCUGCAGCACCAUAACAUUGUACGCUUCUACGACUCCUGGGAGUCUCCCUCCAAAGGAAAGAACUCCAAGUGCAUCGUGCUGGUCACAGAGCUAAUGACAUCAGGCACCCUCAAAACGUAUCUGAAGCGGUUCAAGGUGAUGAAGAUCAAGGUUCUACGUAGCUGGUGUCGUCAGAUCCUAAAGGGGCUCCACUUCCUCCACACCCGGGCCCCUCCCAUCAUUCACAGGGACCUGAAGUGUGACAACAUCUUCAUCACCGGCCCCACUGGCUCCGUCAAGAUAGGAGACCUGGGAUUGGCUACGCUCAAACGGGCGUCCUUCGCCAAGAGUGUCAUAGGUACCCCAGAGUUCAUGGCCCCUGAGAUGUAUGAGGAGAAGUACGACGAGUCAGUGGAUGUGUAUGCCUUUGGGAUGUGCAUGCUGGAGAUGGCCACCUCAGAGUACCCCUACUCCGAGUGCCAGAACGCUGCACAGAUCUACCGCCGAGUCACCAGCGGAGUCAAGCCGGCCAGCUUUGACAAGGUAGCCAUACCAGAAGUGAAGGAAAUUAUCGAGGGAUGCAUCCGCCAGAACAAAGAUGAGAGAUAUGUCAUUAAGAUCCUGCUGAGCCAUGCGUUCUUCCAGGAGGAGACUGGUGUGCGUGUGGAGCUAGCCGAGGAGGACGAUGGGGAGAUGAUCGCUAUCAAGCUGUGGCUGAGGAUAGAAGACGUCAAGAAGCUGAAGGGAAAGUACAAGGACAACGAAGCCAUCGAGUUCUCCUUCGACCUCAACAAGGACUUCCCCGAAGAUGUGGCACAGGAAAUGGUCGAGUCUGGCUAUGUGUGCGAGGGAGACCAUAAGACGAUGGCCAAGGCCAUCAAAGACCGAGUUUCUCUGAUCCAAAAGAAGAGAGAACAGAGGCAGCUGGUCAGAGAGGAGUUGGAGAAGAGGAAUCAGAAGCAGCAGUAUACCCUACAGGCAGCAGAGGCCCUCAGAUCCCCCCAGCAGAGUCAGUUACACCCCCAGCCCCCUAUAGCCCAGACUGAGAAGGAGGACCCAGAGAUGGACCAGCAGCAGUACCAACAGGCCAACAUCUCCAUGACAUCUGACGGAGCGGUGGACAACGGCCAGGGUUCGUCCGUGUUCUCUGAGUCCCAUCUGGGCCAGCUGACCAUGUCCUAUAGCAACAUCCCUGCCACCCAGCAGCAGCAGGGCCAAACCCAGGCCCCCUCCCCCUCCCCUUCCCCCCAGUUGCAGCAACAACAGCAGCAGCUCAAUGCCUACCAACAGCAGAACAUGCCGCAGUCUGUGACUCACCAGUACGGCAGUGGAGGAGGAGUCUGGGCCUCAGCAGGCCUUCCGGACCCCACCCCGCCUCUCUUUCUCCCCUCCAUUCUGGAGCGCCCCAUCUCCUUCUCACCGCCACCUGCCUGCCCUCCCUCCAAGGCCUACAACGCCCAACGCCGCAAGAGCACGUCCAUCUUGGAGGCCCAUACGCGCCACUUCCAGCCUGCCUACCCCCGCUACGCCAGCAGCCUGCACCCCUACCACCCGGGGAUGGAGGGGCUGGGCGUGGGUGGAGGAGGAGGAGUGGAUGGGCACCUGGGAGUGGAUCCCUCGUCCCUCUUCAUGGUGCCUGGCUACGGUGCUCCGAGGCUGGGGUCGGUUGGAGAGCCCAUGCACCAGCACCUCCAAGGUCAGUCCCUCCAGGACCCUCUGUACGGUUACAAGGACGUGAGGGCGGAGCAGCAGGAGGAGGUGGUGGAGGCUGUGCGGAGGCUGAGUCUGAACCAGGCAGCGUUGCUGGAUCACUUCGAGGCCAUGGCCUAUGGGGGCUACCCCAUGACUGCUCACCAGAUCAACCAGAUCAGCUUCCACCAGCAGAUGCAGGCUGCGGCAGCCGCCAGCCUGGCCGUGUACGACCCUCCACAGCCGGCCUACGCCCAGACCUACCACCCCCACAUGCAGAGUCACAUGCGCCUCACCCACAGCCCCAUCCCUCAGCUGCCACCCAUGAGCACCUUGGGCCCGCAGGCCUCGGGUACUACCGAUGGGUACCAGCUGCAGCACUCCGCCUCCUUCCCCCAGUCCGCUCCCCCAGUCAUGGAGCCCCCGCAAGGCAGCGUGUUCGAGUUCCACGUCCAAAACAUGGCUACUGCAGCGGCCGCCGCUGGGGCCGACUCUGGCGUGCUGGCCUCUAGACUGUACCGGGCUCGCCGCGGCUCCAUGGACCUCAACCUGGAGGAACAGGGGGGACCAGGAGGACAGUCAGGGGGGUCUGGGACCUACAGCCGCCUGCAGCCAGUCACUGAGGAACUGUACAGCUACAUCAGCCCUGAGAUGCCUCUCCCUCCCGGGAGCCUGCUACUGCACCAGGGCCAGAAGGACUGCAGCCCGGAACCUUCCAGUGACUCCAUGGCCUCCUCUGACUGUGGAGAGUUCCACUCUCCUCCUCCCCAGUCUGGGGCCUCCUCGGCCGCCCAGUCCAUCCCACACACCUUCUACGGGGCGGAGGCCGGGGGGAGGGACGCCACUGCAGAGGGCCAGGGAGUGGGCCACCCCCCCAGCCAGCAGACCUUUCUGUUUGUGCCUCCCUCCGAGUCCCCAGGGCGUCAGUCCUCUCACGUCAACAUACUACACACCACCUGGGCCCGACAGACGAACGUCCAACCCGACCUCUCGUAUCACGAGUUUCCUCUGGCCAUGCAGGGAAACCCUGGGCUGCAGGUGCAGCAGAUCCCAACCUCCCAGCCCAACACUGGACACCCACCUGCCCCCAACUCCCAGCCAGUCCCCAUCGCCCACCAACAAACCCCCCUGCAGGCCUCUCUCCCCCCCACCUCCCAGCCCAUGGUCUCUCAGCCCCAGCAGCAGCAGGCAGGCAGCACCGUGGUACAGAGCCCCUCUCAGAACCAGCUACCCCCUGGACCACAGCCCACACAGCCUUGCAGUAUGGCUCCACCUCCCUCCUCAGUGGGACUUGUCUCUGUGGCACAGAUGGCCUUCAAUCAGCCCUCGGUCCCGGUUACUGCAGCUGCAGCCCAAGGGGCGGCGUCACCCCCUGGGGAAGCCCUGGUGUCCCCACAGAGCCCUAUAGCAGCUGCAGCCGUACCUCUGCCUCCUGGGGCUCAUCCUCUACCUGGUUCUGUAUCUGCACCCACUCUGGUGACUCAUCCACCGCCGGUGCCACCGGCCUCCCCUAUGCCGCCCCAAAUGAUGCCUACUCAGCCGCUGGUCGUUGUGGUGCCCGUCAUCAGCGUAGCCAGCACUUCCCCAGAGCCGCCAGGAGAUGCCCAGCCCCAGCCCUCCCAGACGGCUCCUCAGCCUUUGUCAUUGGACCAGUCACAGUUACAUCCACCACAAGUGCCCUCGUCCAUGGAGAGCGGUCACUCUGACGUGGCGUCCGGCCUGAGCGAUGGAAAUGAUGGAGGCAGACAGGAGGGGCGCUCCAUCAAGCGACACCAGCGACGCUCUGUACGGAGUCGCUCUCGUACCGACAAGAUUGGCAAAGCAAAGUUGAAUGUACUAAAUAUAUCCAACAUGGGCGACAGGGUAGCUGAGUGCCAGUUGGAAACGCACAACAGAAAGAUGGUGACUUUUAAGUUUGAUCUGGAUGGAGAUAACCCAGAGGAAAUAGCACAGAUUAUGGUCACCAGUCUGUUUAUACUGGAGAGCGAGAGGGAGUCGUUCAUGGAGCAGGUCCGUGAGGUCAUCGAGAUGGCUGACGAGAAGGGUCUGGAGAAAGAUGGAAACACCCAGAUUGUUUCCCAGAUAGUUAGUGACCUCCAGCAGCAACAGAUCCCUGCUAUAUCUGAACCGUUGCCAGGUAUCCCUUCCUGUGCAGCCCAGGUGGUCCACUCUGCAGGCAGGAGGUUUAUAGUCAGCCCCGUGCCUGAGUCCAGACUCAGGGACCAGUUCUUUGCUGAUUCACAGUCCUUUCACGCCGCCCGUGCUGUAGCUGCAGGUCAGGGUCUGUCCCAGUCGGCCUCAGCGGUCAGCCUGCAGCAGGCCUUCUCAGAGAUGAGACAGAACCAGGGCCAGUACGACCCAGGGCCCAGCACCGCUCCUCCCUCCGUCCACAUAGCCUCCCUGCCUGUCCUGGUCCCUGCUGCAGCCACCACCACCACCAUCCCAGUCUUCUCCACUGCUCCUAUAGCCUCUGCUCCUCUCCCCCAUGCUCAGGUUCCAUCUGAGGCCUCUGUGACCUCCCCUCCCCCCCCAGUCUCCAUCUCCCCUCCAGCCUCUACCUCCAUCUCUCCACCUGCGCCCAUCCACCAGGCCACCGCCCCCAUCCCCACCCAGCUCCAGUCUGUUGAUACCCAGCCUCUCCUUUCCCAGGCCCCUCUCACCCUGCCGGUGACCCAACCCGUGGUCUCCUCCGUACCUAGUGUUACAGCCACCUCUGUGUCCCCCCCAGUCCCUGCUGUCCUCCCCAACACAACUACCCUGUCCACCUCAGCCUCCUUCCCCCAGACCUCUGGCUCCAUCCCUGGUGGUCCCACCACCUCCAUACCCACUACAGUCCUUUGUCAUUCUGCCACGGCCCCCCUGGUCAGCAGCUGUAGCAGUGAUAGUGGAGGAAGCUCAGAGCAGCUCCCUGUCCCUUCCACCGCUACCGUAGUCCCCACCACGGCUAUCCAAGGCCCCCUGCUAGCCCCAUCCAUUGCUAACCCCAGUGCAGAGCUCCCUUCUUCCUCCUCGCCUGUAGCCUCUCUAGCCCCAGGGGCCACGGUCCCUACCUUACAGCCCAUCACCUCCACCACCAUCCCCGUGGUCCAGCCCACCCUGGUGCACACCCAGCCCCAGCCUGCUACAAUGCCCAACCAGACCCACGCCCAGUGUGGGGAGUGUGAGGUGGCCCUGGGCAUCGAUGACAUCCACGCCCUGGAUAAGAAGCUUCGCUCCCUCUUCAUGGACCUGGGCGGCGGUGGAACCACCCAGGCCGAUGGCUCUGUCGACCCAGCCGGAGGCACUGGUGUCCCGGGAACCUCUUCCCCAACCGGCCACUCAUCCACCCCCAGCUCCACAGGCACCCCCCUGCCCCCCUCCAGCCUCCCCCUGGCCUCCUCAGGACCAGGGCAUGUCUCUGGGACCCCCCUCACCACCCCGGGACAGGCUGGGACCCCUUCCACCUACACCCAGACUACCCCGGCCAAAGCACCUCUGUCUAGGUUACCGGUGUUGCCUGUGGGCUCAGAUCAGGCUCAGGCUGGCCCCCCUCCUCCCUCAGACCACAUGGCACCCUUCCCAGGACCCUGUCUAACUCAGUCUCAGCAGCCUCUGGAAGACCUGGAUGCCCAGCUGAGGAGGGCCCUGAGCCCAGAGACGGUCUCUGUCAGCUGUGUCACCACACAGUCCUCCCUCACUGGGAUGCCUGCAGGUGGCCAGCCAGUGCCUUUCUCUCUGGAAGGGGAACCAAUCAUUUCGCCUAUUGCUGGAGGAUUCCAAAUGGGACGAUUCCAGGUCUCUGUGGCUGCAGACCAGCGUCCCCACAAAAUCGAGGGAGGGAGCCCCACAAAAUCCUCCUCCACCUCCUCUUCCUCCUCUUCCUCCUCCUCUUCCUCCAGCCCGGAGAACACACUGCACAAUGUCUCCUCCCCUCUCCAUGGAGGUAAGACUGGCGGGGGAGAUGUUGUGGACGGCCUGCCCUCCCUCCCCCACCGGACCGCCUCCCCUCAGCCCACCACCAUUGGCCGCUUCCAGGUCACCACCAACGCACCGGAUGCCAGGGUGGGCCGCUUCUCAGUGAGCCGAGCCCAGGAUGAGGCAGCCGAGGCUGGGUUGGAGCAAACACCCGCUUCCCAGGCUAACGGGCCUAGUAUUGAUCCUGGCUCAGCCACCAUGCUCCUCAGCCCAGAGGACAAACAGAGCUCCCUGCCCAGCCUCAACAACUCCUACAUGAGCUCUGAUAACGACUCUGAGUUUGAGGACGAGGACUUGAAGAGGGAGGUCAACCGGUUACGGGAAAAGCACAUGAAGGAGAUCCAGGCCCUCCACACCAAGCAGAAGGAUGAGAUUGACUCCCUGUUCGCCAGGCUGGGCAAGGUGCCUCCAGCCGUGGUGGUCCCUCCAGCUGUAGCCCUGGCCGGUCGCAGGAGACGACCCACCAAAAGCAAGAGCAGCAAGUCCAGCCGCUGCAGCUCCUCCCAGGGCAGCAAGAGCCCCCUGCAACCAGGCAGCACUUUAUCUGCACAGAGCGCCCCCUCAGUGUACCCACCCUACCAGGCUCUCCUCCUGGCCCCUGGGGGCCUCCCCGACCCCAACCUCCACCCUGCCUCGGGGAGCCGACCCCGGCCCCUCAAGCAUCUCGGCCCCUCCAGUGAAAACCUGUGCUCUGCCUACACCAGCGAAGCUACGCUGUCCGUGCCCAGUCUCUGUGCCCCCACCCAAGGCUGUGUUACGUUCAGCUGUGGGUCGGAGAGAGUGACCAUCAAACCAGGUGGUGGCAGAAGGACCCGUUUUCUGAGUACGCCCUGCUUGGCUCUUUGGAAGAUGGUGAAAAAAGUCUGCCCCUGCAACCAACUCUGUAGGACCAGCAGCACCAACACAGUGACUGGUCCAGGAGGCCAGGGUCCAGGAGACCAGGGUUCAGGGGGUCAGAACCAGGGCCAGCCUUCUCCCAACCCCCCUCAACAGGGCCGGAAGGGCACGUUCACCGACGACCUGCACAAGCUGGUUGACAACUGGGCCCGCGACGCCAUCAGUCUGUCCCAGGGCAAGAGUCGCUCCAAACAGCAACAGCAACCCUCACAGGGACACAGCUACCAGGCGACCCCGUCCACCAACAAGGGCCGUAAGUUCUCCGCCCCGAGUCAGCUGUGCCCCAGCAACGCCUCUUCCACCCCCGCUACCUCUCUGGGAGGCCGCAAGGGCUCCUUGUGUCCCCCUCCCCAGUACGGCGGGGUCGGGGCAUGCUACCCCUCCUCCACUUCACCUUACAGCAGCGCCCAGUGGGUGGGAUCCACGGGGUCCACAGGGCCGGGACAGGGUCAGGCCGGUAUGUUAGCCUCCUCUCAGCCCCUGGUUGCCUCCUCCUCGCAGUACCCCUCCUCUGCCACUGGGGGGCAGGGCUCCCUGCAGGGCUUCCAUCACAUCAGCACUUUGCAGAAAUCCGUCAGCAACCCUGGAGGCCCCAACCUGAGGACCACGUAGUGGCCAUGAGGGGAUGUUAGCCAUGCCGGGCUGAGAGACUGACAGACUGAGGGAGAGAGACAUGAGGAAUGAAGGGUGUCUGUGUUACAAGGGGGAGAGGGGCUUGUGUGUUACAAGCGACAUCAUGGUUGGUGGGACUGUAUUGAAUGUGAAUGAGCUGGCUGUGAAGAAGAGGAGGAGCAGGAGAGAGAAGAGUCAGCUGCUGUGGGAAAUGGUGCACCACUCUGCCCUCUUCUGUUUCCUUGAAGGAUAACAGGAGAGGGACACACUUCCCCUCUCCCCCCUCCACCCCGAGGUCAACUGUGGGCCUUGGGGGUCGAAGAAAGACGCAAAACGGGACAAGGAAUACCAAUGGACACGAGUGCAAUGUUAAGUGGCCAAAGAGGGUUAAUGUGACAAUUACUAUUGUAAAAUGUGUGUGUGUGGUGAUGGGCUUUGUUCCUUCACUGUGACUGGCUUUUACAUGUACUCUAUAGUAGAGACCAGAGCCUUGUACUGAUCUCAGAGAGGAGGGAUGGAGGAUAGUAACAGACCAAGGGGGUGUACUUAUCGUUGGGGAGCUGCAGUACAUAGCUAACCCCUUUCUCCUCUCACCUAUCUGACCCCCCCUCCCUCCCCCCUCCCUGCCUGUUCAGCUCCUCCUGCUGGUAACUGACCUCCAGAACAGAGCUUUAAGUGACUGUACAGUACUAUACAGCUCCUCCUGCUGGUAACUGACCUCCAGAACAGAGCUUUAAGUGACUGUACAGUACUAUACAGCUCCUCCUGCUGGUAACUGACCUCCAGAACAGAGCUUUAAGUGACUGUACAGUACUAUACAGCUCCUCCUGCUGGUAACUGACCUCCAGAACAGAGCUUUAAGUGACCGUACAGUACUAUACAGCUCCUCCUGCUGGUAACUGACCUCCAGAACAGAGCUUUAUGUGACCGUACAGUACUAUACAGCUCCUCCUGUUGGUAACUGACCUCCAGAACAGAGCUUUAAGUGACUGUACAGUACUAUACAGCUCCUCCUGCUGGUAACUGACCUCCAGAACAGAGCUUUAAGUGACUGUACAGUACUAUACAGCUCCUCCUGUUGGUAACUGACCUCCAGAACAGAGCUUUAAGUGACUGUACAGUACUAUACAGCUCCUCCUGCUGGUAACUGACCUCCAGAACAGAGCUUUAAGUGACUGUACAGUACUAUACAGCUCCUCCUGCUGGUAACUGACCUCCAGAACAGAGCUUUAAGUGACUGUACAGUACUAUACAGCUCCAGUAGAAGUCCAUUAUGGUAGAGUUGUGUAGCAUGUUGAGGAGAUGUGAGGAAGGUUAUGGGGUCAAGGAAUGAGUUUGUGAGGCUGAGGUGUGGGACUGGUGCCACGUAUGUAGCUGGUCAGGCAGUGUUGACAUCCGGAACCACAUGUACUGCUAUUCCUAUAUAUCAUUUAGGAUGUUCAUUGGUGUGUGUAAGUGGAGAGUCAGUAGAAAAGGCCUGGGGGUUCAUACCCUGCUCUACCCCUCCUGUUGCCAUGGGAUGCAAUAAGAACACCGUGAUAGAAACCUCCUCCUUAAUAUAAUAAUAACACAUAAAGUGACCUUCAUUAGGAAAACAAUCCAUGACCAGAUUCAGAAUGUCAUUUUUGUAUGAUUUUUUUAAGAAUUUGGGAUUAUGAUGAUUCCAUGUUUGAUUAGUGUUUUAAUUAUUUUCCUCUGUCCCCAUUGAACUGAGGAGACUCUUCUGUAGCAUGAUGAAAGGGUUAACGCUAGGGUUGACCCUCCUAUCCAGGAACUCUCUCUCAGUAUAGGGCCUUUAAAGAAACUACAUCUCCCAGUAUAUAGGGCCUUUAAAGAAACUACAACUCCCCUCUAACCAUGCUAACCAUCUCUUUACAUGAUUGGAGGGGAGUAGUGUGUGUGAGACCCAUCUAUCCCAGUCUUAACUUCAGGCUUAUAGUUACUCCAUUUUAAAAUGUGCUGUAUCUGGGAGGCUGAUGAGAUCCCCAUCCUGAAGCAUAAAGUCUGUACAAGCUGGCUCGUAGUUCCCAUCUACAUAUCCCUAAUGAGAGAGCCCCCCUGAACUAACACAGACAGGACUGAAGUAGAUUCUCUCAGACAGGAGUUGUUGACUGAAGUAGAUUCUCUCAGACUCAACUCAAUAGUCUUCUUUUUCACAGGUGGUUUAGCUCUGAGAGGGAAUGCAGGGUGAACGGAAGGAGGUAUGUCCUGUUGGCUCUCUGUGUCACACAUGAUAUUGUUUUCACGGUUGUGAGGUAGGUUGGUGUUGGUCCUGCAUGGACCCAGAGACGGACAGGUCUCGGUGGGGCAAGGAGAGGACUGGACGUGGGCUGGGCUUGGUGGUAGGCUGCAUGGUGGAUGAAAAGUAAUGCCUUGGAUCUCCAGCAACACAACGCCGUCUGUCCUUGAGGGCUUGUGAAGCUUUCAAACCUAUGAUCUAUUAGUAACAUAAACCCUUUUAUAAUCAUGAUGUUGACAGCGUUAGGGGCCUCGAUCUCUCUCUACUUCUGAGUCUUUUCAAUAGUGUGAUUGAAAACAAAAAUGUACAUUAUUAUUCUAUUUAAAAAAACAAGAAAUGAAAAAAAGACCAGUGUUCUGUAUGGACCUGUAUUUACCCAUCAGUUUCUGAUGUUGAAACACUGUGAUUAUUAUAAAUGUUGUUGGACAACAUGAGUUUAAGAAGAAAAAAGACAGAAAAAUACCAACAAAAAGACAGUUGGAGGAAACGUUAUGGUGGAAUGGUAAUACUUAGGCUGAACAAAAUAACAAAAUAAAAGGCUAGCUAUUUUCCUUA
Molecule: messenger RNA, 10818 nt
Organism: Oncorhynchus mykiss (rainbow trout)
Lineage: Eukaryota; Metazoa; Chordata; Actinopteri; Salmoniformes; Salmonidae
Source: RefSeq, a predicted model, not a curated record